CCAAUCACACUGCGAGAUACUGGUUGGUGAGUGCGUACGGAGGAAGUCCAAAGUGAAAGUGCAGUAUCACCGCCUGCCGCCGCCGCUGGGUACUGUCAGACAUGAGCUCCAUCGGGACCGGGUAUGAUCUGUCGGCCUCUACGUUCUCCCCAGAUGGCAGAGUGUUUCAGGUUGAAUAUGCUGCUAAAGCAGUGGAAAACAGUAGCACUGCCAUUGGCAUCAGAUGUAAGGAUGGAGUUGUGUUUGGUGUAGAAAAACUUGUGCUAUCCAAACUUUACGAAGAAGGUUCCAACAAGCGUAUCUUUAAUGUGGAUCGGCAUGUCGGAAUGGCUGUUGCGGGGCUCUUGGCAGAUGCACGUUCCUUGGCAGACAUUGCUAGAGAGGAGGCUUCCAACUUCAGAUCAAACUAUGGCUAUGACAUUCCAUUAAAGCAUCUCUCAGACAGAGUGGCCAUGUACGUACAUGCAUAUACACUGUACAGUGCUGUCAGACCAUUUGGCUGCAGUUUUAUGUUGGGCUCUUAUAAUGAAGAUGAUGGCGCACAAUUGUAUAUGGUUGACCCAUCUGGUAUAUCAUAUGGCUAUUGGGGAUGUUCUAUUGGUAAAGCCAAACAGGCAGCCAAAACAGAGAUUGAAAAACUACAGAUGAAGGACAUGACAUGCCGAGAAGUAGUGAAAGAAGUAGCAAAAAUAAUCUAUAUUGUACAUGAUGAAGUAAAAGACAAAUCCUUUGAACUGGAACUGAGCUGGGUUGGAGAAAUAACUAAGGGCAGACAUGAAACGGUCCCCAAAGACAUUCGAGAAGAAGCAGAGAAAUAUGCAAAGGAAUCUUUAGAAGAAGAGGACGACUCUGAUGAUGACAACAUGUAACGUCAUUUUUGUUUUUUCUUGGCUAUGUGAAACUUACUCUAAUUACUGUUUUUAUAUAUGUAUUACCCUGAACAGAUUGUCAGCUGGCAAUAAAACCACUGUUUACACAUUGAGUGUUACCUGACAA
Messenger RNA from Pseudophryne corroboree (corroboree frog), 996 nucleotides. It is a transcript of the gene PSMA3, whose product is annotated as proteasome 20S subunit alpha 3. The transcript has 11 exons. Gene Ontology annotation, biological process: proteasomal protein catabolic process; ubiquitin-dependent protein catabolic process. The record is from RefSeq and is a predicted model, not a curated record. Gene Ontology annotation, cellular component: proteasome core complex; synapse; proteasome core complex, alpha-subunit complex. NCBI's taxonomy places the organism in Eukaryota, Metazoa, Chordata, Amphibia, Anura, Myobatrachidae. Bases 102 to 869 code for a protein of 255 amino acids.